AAUCAAUUAAUAAUAAUUAUUAAAAUCUCCAUAUUAAGCAGCAUUAUUUAUUUACCAAAAUAAUCUCCUUUAGGUUUCCCACUUUCCCUCCCUCUCUUAUAAUUUGAAAAGAAACCCCCCACAGCACAGCACCCUCUGUCUCUACUGAAACCCAAGUCAAACAAAUUUUGAAUCUCAGUAACUGUUCAACUCGAGGAUUUUGCUGUCUAUGUCAAAUACACGUGUUUCAUCAUCACUGGUUCACACCUUUCCAAUAAAACAAACUAAAUCAAAACCAAAAACUCUGUUUCUAGUUUCUACCGCUCUCUGCAAUUUGAGUGAGGCUUUUGGUAUUGGUGAUAUCUAAGUAAGAAGAAAGUGAGGAAGAAGGUGAUGACUGAAAUUACUAUGAAGAAUCAACUUUCACAGCCACACUGGUGGUGGCUUGAUGAAAACACCACCGUUAGAAGAUCAACAUGGCUUCAAUCUACAGUCACUGAGCUGAAUGAGAAGACAAAGACAAUGUUAAAAUUAAUUGAAGAAGAUGCAGAUUCCUUCGCGCAACGAGCUGAGAUGUUUUACAAGAAGAGACCAGAGCUUGUGAGCAUGGUUGAAGAUUUCUAUAGGAGACACCGCUUGUUAGCUGAACGGUAUGAUCAAGUCAGACCUGAAUCCGGAAUUCGCCUGCUCAACCCUCCUGCUUCAUGUAAGCAUUCUCAAUCAGAGAAGUUAACGAGUUUUGAUGAUGAUCGUGGUUAUGAUAGCUAUAGCUAUUCUGAGAGUUGUGAUGUAGAGGAAUCUGUGGAAUCUGAAAUUGAUGAUCCUGAGCACGAAGAGGAAGAACAUGAGGAAGUUCGGUCUGUGGCUGCAAAUGAUGUGAUGAAGCUGAGGAAGGAAAUUGAGAUACUUGGUGAAAAGAAGAAGGGUCAUAAGGAUCAAAUCAAGCAAAUUCAAAAAGAUGACAUGCUUGAUGUAAUGAAGUUGAGGGAAGAAAUAGAGCGAUCCGAGAAAGAGAAUGAAGCACAUAAGGAUGAACUCAAGCAGGAAAUUUCCAUUUCUAAUGAAGUAGUAAUGAAGUUGAGGGAAGAAAUAGAACAAUUCCAGCAGAAAGAUACCAUUCACGAUCAUCAAGUAAUGAAGUUGAGGGAAGAGAUACAACGACUCAAUAAAGAGAAUGAAGCACUGAAGGAUGAACUCAAGCAGAAAGACACCGUUUCUAAUGAAGUAAUGAAGUUGAGGGAAAAGAUAGAGCGACUCGAGAAAGAGAAUGAAGCGCAGAAGAAUGAAUUCAAGCAGAAAGACACCGUUUCUAAUGAAGUAAUGAAGUUCAGGGAAAAGAUAGAGCGACUCGAGAAAGAAAAUGAAGCAAAGAAGGAUGAACUCAAGCAGAAAGACACCAUUUCUAAUGAAGUAAUGAAGUUCAGUGAAAAGAUAGAACAACUCGAGAAAGAGAAUGAAGCACAGAAGGAUGAACUGAAGCAGAAAAACACCAUUUCUGAUGAAGUAAUGAAGUUGAAGGAACAAAUAGAACAACUCAAGAAAGAGAAUGAGGCACAAAAGGAUGAACUCAAGCAGAAAGCUACAAUUUGCAAUGAAGUAAUGAAGUUGAGGGAAGAAUUAGAAGAAACACACAAGAAAGAGAAUGAAGCUCAGAAAGAUGAACUCAAGGAGGAAGAUACCACCAUUUGUGAUGAAGUAAUGAAGUUGAGGAAAGAGAUAGAACGACUCGAGAAAGAGAAUGAAGCACAGAAUGAUGAACUCAAGGAGAAACAUAUCAUUUGCAAUGAAGUGCUGAAGUUGAGAGAAGAAUUAGAAAGACACAGGGAAGAGAAUGAAGCUCGAAAAGAUGAACUCAUGCAUAAACUUACCAUUUAUGAUGAAGUAAUGAUGUUGAAGGAAGAGAGGGAGAGUUUUAGAGAAGAGAAUAGGACACAGAAGGAUGAUCUGAAACAGAAAGACAAAGAGAAAAUAGAGGUAAUAAGACAGCUCAGUUCAACAAUAGAUUUGCUGAAGCAGGAGAAUGUAAAGAUGAGAAACUUCAUAGCUAAGGAAUCUGCCAAAAAAUGGAAGACACCAUUUAAGUUCAACAAACUCAUUGGAACAUUCUCAGAGAAAUUGCUUAAUGGGAUUCCAAAGACUAAGCCUAGUCUGGUAGCUCUCUAGAUAUGGUUCAAAAAUUUAAAAUACCAUGCUGUUCUAUAAAACAAUAUUAUAAAGAUAUAUUGAUACAUAUGUUAGGGCCUUAUCAGAAUUUCCUUAGAAUCAAUUCAAUAUGUUUCUUAGUGUUUAAAUGCUAGUGUACUUUCUUAUAGAACUAUAUGAAUAAUUUUUUACCAAUAUUCCAAUUGUUACAAUUUUUUAUUCAUUUAUCUAUACUGUAUUCAACCCAAUGUGCCCAUCUCACUUUUUCAUGCCUUAAAAGUUUAAUUUCCACUACUCUAUCUUAAUGCAAAGUGCACCAAAAGAAGAGUCAUUAAAAGCUUCUUUUUUGCCACAUAAGAGAGCAUUCAUUGUUCAAUUGAUUGCUAAAGCCAAUGAUCUUUAUAAAUAAAUAGGAAGUUGUCCCUGCAUUCCUAAAAUCUAUGGUAUAUUCCUCACUUUAAGGCUAUUAUAUAAAUAGAUAUCAAAAGAAUAUAGUAAUAAAAACAAAGUAACAUACACUAAAAAACAAAGAGUAAAGCUUUAGACACCUCAUGUUUUCUAUGUCACUUAUCUGGAAUUCGAAUAGUACUGGUCAUUCUUAACUUACCUCUAAUGGAACUCUGGAUUAUUAGGGUCAUCUUUCCGUAAAAAUCAUAGGGUUAAGAC
This is a messenger RNA of Trifolium pratense (red clover), 2787 nucleotides long. Its product is annotated as protein NETWORKED 4B-like. Bases 373 to 2142 code for a protein of 589 amino acids. NCBI's taxonomy places the organism in Eukaryota, Viridiplantae, Streptophyta, Magnoliopsida, Fabales, Fabaceae. The record is from RefSeq and is a predicted model, not a curated record. Gene Ontology annotation, cellular component: vacuolar membrane. Gene Ontology annotation, molecular function: actin binding. The transcript has 3 exons.